Molecule: messenger RNA, 642 nt
Organism: Paramuricea clavata
Lineage: Eukaryota; Metazoa; Cnidaria; Anthozoa; Malacalcyonacea; Plexauridae
Source: the annotation of a GenBank genome assembly
AUGGGGGUACAUAUCUCCGACGUGAGACAAGUUAUUCACAUUGGACCUCCUCGUACUCUUGAGGCAUAUUACCAAGAGAUCGGACGCGCAGGUAGAGACGGUGAACCAGCUCGCGCUACUUUAUAUUACAACGGACACGACAUUGCAUCAAAUAAACCAGGAAUGACUGAUGAAAUGCGUGAUUUCUGUCAUGAGGAAACCGUCUGUUUGCGUGAUAUUAUAUUGAAGCACUUGGGGUCUCCAAUGAUGACAACGUUUUCAUGUGUAGAACAUUGUUGUUGCACUAAUUGUUCUAAAAAGUGCCAAUGCACCUCAUGUAAGAGCACUCAGCCGAAAAUUGCAAUGCAAGAGCAAGCAGUGCCGCAGUUGGAGGCGAGAAAAGCUCAACGACAACUUUCAAAGGGGCAACGUGACACCAUAAACUUGGUGAUGAGAGAAUAUAGGAUGAAGUUAGCACAAGUUGGAUACUGCAUUAAUGGGAUUGAUGCCAGCACUGGAGUAACCUUGGAACUCAUUGAUGCAAUUGUGGAAAAUUGUAAGUUUCUCACAUCAUCAUCAGAUCUAUUUAGUUCGUAUGAAAUAUGGGAUAUCAAACACGCAGAAGAUUUAUUUGCAAUAAUAGUUAAUAUUUGUGGGCAAUAA